AGGCCUGCUCCAGCCAGAGCCCAGGCGGCAGCGACGCUGGGGGUCACCCGGCAUGAGGGCGCUGCUGCGGCGGCGAGAUGGCUCCAAGUCUGUGGGAAACACGGACUUCUCGGGGCGAAUAACGCUCCGGUCUAAUUUCCUUUCCCAGGUGAUCCGGGUUCGGUCUUGCUUCGCCUGCUGGGAACCGGUGGGAGUCGCGCUGCCCGCCCUCCCCCUCGCAGCGGCGCUUCGGGUCCUGGGAGAGCCCCCAACGCUCGGCGCCAGUCUCUUGGCUCGGAUCCCUGGCACCAGCAUGGACAGCGUUGCACCCACGACUCCCUCUGCUGUCGAAAUCCGAGCAAGAGGCAUCUGAGAGCCCGGCCGGGAAGGGGGUGCCUGGGACCCGCGCCGGCCCCCAUCCCAGCGCCCAGGGGAAAUUAGUGUUUCGCUCCACCCCUUCACCCCGCACCCCAGUCGCUCUUACCGAAUUACCUCCCAAGUCUCCAGCCACCUCCAGGCGCAGAAACCUGCAGCCACAAGCUCGGUGCCUGGAGAGGUGGGCCGCGGUACGACCCCCCAAGCGCCAACUACGUUUUCUCCCUUCGCGACGCAAAGCCUCGAGGGCCUUCGUGGACACAAUUCUGAUCAGUUUUCUAACAGUUUCAACCUUGUGCAUUUCAGUUGCCCGCCUCACUCCACGCGCGUCUGCGCCGGUUGCCGAAUGUGGGUGCCGGAGCUUUCCGUGGCCGCCCGGGGACACUCACACAGCCCUUCGCGGUGCGGGGACCAGCGGCUGUGAGAGCAGGUGCGGCCGGCGGAGGUGGGGUCUGGGCGCCGCGGGAGCGCGAGGCCGGUGAGGCCUGGGGCAGCUAGGCGAAGUGGGAGGGAAGCCGCGGAAACCCGGCGGAGGACCGGUGGGCAGCGCGUCGUUCCGGCGUUAAAGGGCGGGGACUGCCGAGUCUACCGUGGACUUUAUCAGCCCCAGGUCGACCCUUGAGAAAUCGGCCUCUUCCCGCCGCCCUCAGGAGCCCGGCCGCCGGCUCUCGCCUGCACGGCCCCGGGAAGGGCCCGCUCCCGGCGCGCUGGGCUGUCUCACCAGACUCGCGACGCCGACACUCAGGCGACCGGGGUCCGGCCGGAUCCCCUCGGCGCCUCGGCCAGUGUUUCCAGGCAAUUCAGCGGCGUUUUCACAAGCAUUAGGAAACUCGUUCAUGGCCACUGAAAAGUGAGGGGCGGCUCAAAUCCGAUUUCCCACGGAUUCCUACCUCCAACGUCAGAUAAUGUCCGGAAAAGGUGCCACCAAAUAAGCAUGAGAGUAUUAUUUUGGAGAAACAAUUAACCCCUACCCAAAUAUAAAGCGCCCGAGGAAGGUGAGACCGGAAGACAAGCAAGCCCCGUGCAUUCGCUGGUGCGGAAAGUGCGGCGCGGGGCCGGGCCUCGGGUUCGGGCCCCGCACUUCAGCACCGGAGGGGAUGGACAGCGUCUCCGGGCUGGGCUGCUGCCCCCGGGUCCGAACUGCGGCGCCGCGGUCCUCGCUGCCACCGUCACCAAGGGUAGCCCGGCUCCGGGCUCCUCGCAGCUAAGAGGCGGCCUUUCCUGAUGCCCCCGCGCCCCGCUCGGCUUCGUGACCCACGGAAAGUAACCCUCUUUUACUUGCUAUAGCCCCGCGCGGGGCUCUGAGAAGCUCUCCGGUUCCACAGAUUAAACUCAGCUGCAACUUCAAGAAUCAUUUUCCGCGGGGGCAAGAGGAAUACCAGGAGGAGAGUGAGGCCGAAGUUCUCAGAGGCUCCAGAAACCAUGAGCUCUGCAGUCGGGGUCCGAGUGCUCAAAGGCCCCUGCUUCCCCGAAUAAACAGAAUGCUCCCGGGAGGAUUGCACCUGUUUUGGAAAUAGCUUUGUGAGAGGUUCCAGAUCUACUCAGAACCUGACGUUAGAGACACUGGAGGAAUUCUGAGCCCUUUACUUGACAGACUACUCUCCAGAAUGUUGAGAUUGCCAGAGAAGUGACCUCUGCAAAAGGAGAAUAUUGCUCUCCCUGAAUUCAAACGACGUCCUUUGCGGUGUCCUGGCACAUGGAUUUCAGGACUGCCUGUGAGGAGACGAAGACGGGGAUUUGCUUGCUGCAGGAUGGCGCCCAGGAGCCCUUCAAAGUGCGGCUGCACCUGGCCAAGGACCUCCUGAUGAUCCAGGAACAGGAUGUGAUUUGCGUGUCUGGUGAGCCUUUCUAUUCUGGUGAAAGAACGGUGACCAUUAGGAGACAAGCUGUAGGAGGAUUCGGAUUAAGCAUAAAGGGGGGAGCAGAACAUAACAUUCCAGUUGUCAUUUCAAAAAUCUCCAAGGAGCAACGAGCGGAGCUGUCAGGACUGCUUUUUAUUGGGGAUGCCAUUCUACAGAUCAAUGGGAUUAAUGUGAGAAAAUGCAGACAUGAAGAAGUGGUUCAAGUUCUUCGGAAUGCUGGUGAAGAAGUGACCCUAACGGUCUCAUUUUUGAAAAGAGCACCUGCUUUCCUCAAACUGCCACUGAAUGAAGAUUGCGCAUGUGCCCCGAGCGACCAGAGCAGCGGCACGUCCUCCCCUCUGUGCGACAGCGGCUUACACCUCAACUUCCACCCCAACAACACAGACACGCUGUCCUGCUCAUCCUGGCCUGCGUCCCCGGGCCUGAGGUGGGAGAAGCGGUGGUGCGACCUCCGGCUGAUCCCCCUGCUCCACUCCCGGUUCUCCCAGUAUGUGCCCGGCACAGAUCUGAGUCGGCAGAACGCUUUCCAAGUGACGGCGGUGGACGGGGUGUGCAGUGGGAUCAUCCAGUGCCUCUCUGCUGAAGACUCCCUGGACUGGCUGCAAGCAAUAGCAACCAAUAUCUCCAACCUCACAAAGCACAACAUUAAAAAAAUCAACAGAAACUUUCCUGUAAACCAGCAGAUCGUCUACAUGGGCUGGUGUGAAGCCCGCGAGCAAGACGCCCUCCAGGACCGUGUGUACCUGCCCACAUUUCUUGCCCUGAGGGGCUCGUGUCUUUACAAGUUUCUGGCACCACCAGUGACCACAUGGGACUGGACCCGAGCUGAGAAAACAUUUUCCGUUUAUGAGAUUAUGUGCAAGAUUCUCAAGGACAGUGACCUGCUGGACCGGCGGAAACACUGCUUCACGGUGCAGUCGGAGUUGGGGGAGGACCUCUACUUCUCCGUGGAGCUGGACUCCGACCUCGCCCAGUGGGAGCGAGCCUUCCAGACAGCAACUUUCCUGGAAGUGGAACGGAUACAGUGCAAGACAUACGCGUGUGUGCUGGAAAGUCACCUGAUGGGACUCACCAUCGACUUCAGCACCGGCUUCAUCUGCUUUGACGCUGCGACCAAGGCUGUACUUUGGAGGUAUAAGUUUUCUCAGCUUAAAGGUUCUUCUGAUGACGGCAAGAGCAAAAUCAAAUUUUUGUUUCAGAAUCCAGAUACUAAACAGAUUGAAGCAAAGGAGCUGGAAUUUUCCAAUCUAUUCGCUGUUCUUCACUGCAUUCAUUCAUUCUUUGCUGCCAAAGUAGCCUGUUUGGACCCUCUCUUUUUAGGCAGUCAGGCUGCUGCUUCUGCUGCUUCCAGCUCCAGUAUGUCGAGCAAAGCCAAGUCCCUGACUUGACAGUUGGCGCCAUGCUCCCUGUGACUUGUAAACAGAACGCUCAUGCUCAUCGCUUCAGACACUGGAAAAGCAAUCCCAUCACCAAGUCAGCAGUGAAGUCAGGUUGACAUUUCAGCAGGAAGAGGUUCAUAGGGUCUCAAAAGCAUUUCUGUUUGGAAGCCUCUGUGACGCACCCUCAAGGAACAGACUAGCUUGCUCUCCCUCAGCGGAUGGGUACCAGGACAGCACUCUCAUCAAAAGUGAAGACGAAAGAAUGAAUGACUUGAGUAUGUAAAUAAUAUAAAAUUGUAAGCUACCUAUAAAUAAAAACACCCAUUAAAUGGUUCUGUAUUUUAGAUUAUUUUGUAUGACAAGUACGUGUUUGGUCUGAUCAUGGACUCAGGCCCGGUCGUAUCAGGAGUGACCUAAAGCAGGCUGAUACCAUAGGCCCGGGAGACCACCGUGCAAAAGCCCUCAUCGAAGAAGAAAGCACUUUAACUCGCUGCUGUAGACCUGGAGUCCUCAGCCCGUGCCGGGCCUGGCACUUCAAGUUUGCAGGUCUUACUGGCAGGUGUUGCUGAGAGUUGCAAAGGGAUAAUCACCUUUUACCUAUGACAGACACGCUGUGCAAUGGACUGUUUCUUCCUUGGGUCACUGACACGGUAUGUUGUAUUUGCUCCCAGGGUCCUUCAAAGAUGCCAAAAUGUGUCCAUUGGAUGAUGAAGGAAGGAAACAUCCACAAGCCUCUUGUUCUGUCCUUUGUUUAAAGAGAUUUGUGUUUUACCUGGGAUAUAUUAUCAAAUCAAAACUUUGAAACCUUUUGUUGACCCCAGAAACUUUUGUAGAGAAAACAUGAUCACCAAAUGUGAUGUAAGAAACACUUGUUUGCAAUCCCAACCCUCCCUGUUAACCCUGGACCGGAAUGUCCCCAGGCAGCAAAAGCUUUUCCUUACAUUGGGUGGAUAUCGUUUCUCCACUUCACUUGGAUUUUAUGAGAUGAAGGUGAGAUAUGAAAAUAAAAUUUCAAAUUUCCAUCUUCCCAUGUCAUAAAGAGUUGUUUUAGGCAUCUUCUCUUAGGAAUGUAAGUGUGAAGGAGUUGGAAAUUUGAAAGCACUGACGUUUGACUCAGAUCCCAGGUGACUCAGAGCUCUUUGUAUGACAUUCUCUGUUCUUCAACCCAGCUGUACUGAGAUCUGCUUUUAAAUAACCAGCUGCCUAGUUAGAAAAAAAAUUACUUUUUCAUUAACACAUCUGUUCCCAAAUAAAUCAAACGUUGGACAUUUCUUUAUGAAGAUGACCAAGUAUCUAAUAAGAUGGUUUGAUUUUUCUUCCUGAAUAGAAGGGGAAAGUGGCACUCGAGAAGGAAACAAAAUUAUUCGUAAAAGGACACAUGAACAUUAUAAUGAAAAAAUGAACAGCAAACUAUCCCCAUAGUCACUAUAAAUUAUUAAUCCACUUUGCAUCUGAUUAGAACCUCAGCGCGCUCAGUUGAAAAGGGAAAGUGAGGGUUCAUAAUUGUACCCGGGCAAGUUUUAAGUUCAGCCUAGGGCAUCUUAUAAAACGAACCGUGGCAAACAGGACAAAAUGUAGUUUUAAUAUAAUUUAUUUGGACUAUCAAACUAAAUACAUGCCUAUAAUUGGGAUAACACUACCAAAUUAUUGCUCACCUGUUUUUGAGCAAACACAAUGCUCUUUUAAAACCAGAAGCCCACCACAGCCAGGUUUCAGGAGGCACCUGGUGAGCUCAGGAGGAAGGAGCAGAGAGGGAGGCAUCUGCCUGGGGCCUGAAGCCUGGCAUCCCAUUUGCCACAGAGUCUCUGUCCCCAGGUCGAGCUGUGUCUCCGUGCACCCCCAGGGGAAACAUCCCCAUGACCCUGGUGUGGUCAUCAUUCUACAGGCAAUAUGCAAUGGGCUAGUUUGCCUAAAGAAAAAAAAAGUUUCAAAACUUUUUAGAAG
Molecule: messenger RNA, 5539 nt
Organism: Phacochoerus africanus (Common warthog)
Lineage: Eukaryota; Metazoa; Chordata; Mammalia; Artiodactyla; Suidae
Gene: SNTG1
Product: syntrophin gamma 1
Exons: 20
Coding region: 2051-3604 (517 amino acids)
Cellular component (GO): dystrophin-associated glycoprotein complex; intracellular anatomical structure
Molecular function (GO): structural molecule activity; protein binding
Source: RefSeq, a predicted model, not a curated record